UGUUGUGGGCGGGGCUAAAUUCGGCUGGCAUCCAGGCUAACACUUUACAUACAUACAUUUUUGCUAAUUAACUUUGAGGUUAAUUCAAAAGCUGUGUUUAUAAAGAUGAAGGCAUAGGAUGAAGGCCCGUAGCCGAAGAAAACGGAAGUGUGUGUGCUAAUUGGCUUCUCAAUAAGCUUAACAGUAUGGUGUUGCUGCUCGCCUUACCUUUCUGUGUCACCAGUCCAGUGCCGAUAGGAACGUUUCAGACCAAAUGUCUUGAACGUCAUUUUUGGCUUUCUGUCAAGUCCACCUUCCUUGGCCUGAUACUCCGUUUUGAAUUUGAAGACCAGUAUGGAUUCCACAUCUUGUCUGAUCAGGAGGCCACACUCUGUGGUUACACUGUCCUGAUCAAUGCUGUUGGAGACCUGGUGUUUCGUGCCUCUUUCCUGGCCUGUCACGUCCACAGCGAGAGAGGCAUCGACUAUCGCCUGCGUCUUUGGUUUGUGAACCUGCAGGCCGAUGGGAAGGUGGCGGCAGCGUAUCCCUUUCAGCUCCACUGCUCACUCCGGGGGCAGUGGAGCACCAGAGAGAUAGUCUGUGAGGAAAACUACAUGGAGGUGUCCAUCCAGCAGCCUAUCCUGCAAAAUGAGAAGAAGGGAGCUGCUGAGGCAGACAUGGCUGUGAUGUUCCACAGAGAGGACCAGUCGCCAGAGGAAGCGAGGGUAUUGUCCCUGGUGGAGGCUGCUGCUCUGGGCUACCACAUCUCAGUGCGUGGCUCUCUCCUCACCCUCCGCUGUCCCUACUCCUCCCCUCUCUCAUACUUUGUCAAGGAGAGGGGAGUGGAUUUAGAGAUUGUCAGAGCAACCAUCCUGUACCGAAUUUCCAACUUCCUCACUGUUGACACCACUGUUGCCUGUGCUCUGAAUGAGGCUACAACAGAUGGGUCUGACCUGCUCUGGACUUUCCCUUAUAUUCUGUCUCCGUUAGUCCACGGUCAGUUCAGGGACAGAGGCAUGAGGAUGGGAGUGAAAGGCCAGGCUCUGAGUGAGUCUGAAAAUAAAGAGAGGGGAUACAAGAUCGGCCUGCAGGAGGGGAGAGUGGAGGUCAGGAUUCCUUUAGGAGCCCAUGGUGGACACAUUAAGAGUGGUGUUGUGAGGGGACGGUACAGCCAGUCCAUGUCUGUCGAUCUUUUCUUCAUGAGUCAGUGGGAGGACGAGCGCUGGCCGCUCACACAGCAUCGCACCACCAGGCUCCUUAAGACUCCUUUCAUCCCACAAAUCCCAGUCUUCACCAACAACACAGUCCUAUCUGAGGGAUUGUUUUCUGUCACCUUAGGUCUCUUUGCACCUGAUGUUUCCUUGCAGAAGGUGACAGUAGAUAGUGGUGGUGACCUUUUAACCUGGACCCAGAGUGACACAGACAGCCUCAGAGUAUCCAGGCUCUCCCACUCUAAUGGGAGCCACUCCUACCAGCUUGGUUUUCCAUUGUCACACCCAAAAAUAAUCCCAGAGCAUAUAGGUGGUGGCUACGAGACGUACAGCCUCUCUUUCACCUUUACUCUUAACAUCGUACCCAACAGAGAAGUGUUUUACCAUCAAGCCACUAUAGAGCAGAGUGUUGAAUACGCAGCUCCGAGUUCCCCGAAGCUGGAGGGGAAGUGCACAGAGAAGAGCCUGCUGGUGCUGCUGCACCACGGGGCCCACCCCGACCUGCAGUGGGAACUCUUCCUCGGAGCUCGCAAACUGGACUGGGACCUGGUGGAGAUGGGUGGGUUCGUGGUGGAGGCGGAGGAGGACUACUUGACUGUGGAGAUCCCCUUCUACAGCCCUGGAAUGAACUAUGUGGAGCUGACAUUGCGGGGUCUUGUGUCUAGGGUGGAAGUGUCUGUUGUGGAUGCAGAGUCUCUGAAAGUGGAGGACAAUCUUGUCCAUGAAUGCACUUUUCCUGUUGGAGAACUCCUAGUAUGUUUGCCAGAAGGGAGGAUGGUGGCAGUAGUCGACACCACCCGCACCAUCCCGCCCACUCACCCCAACCGGACCACCCUAUUGGACCCCAGUUGCGUUCCCAUGGAGACGGACAGUGCCAGAGCAAUGUUCAGCUUCAGCCUGGACUCCUGUGGGACAACUGUAAUUUUCGAGGGAAAUGUCCUUGUUUAUGAAAACCAGAUCAGUUACCCUCAAGAUUUACUGCCUUUAGAUGAUCCUCUCAUACACAGAGAUUCUCCGUACAGGCUGACAAUUCAGUGUCGCUACCCAGCAAACCAUAGUAGUACUCUCGCUAUCCAACACCCUUUGAACUCCUCUCUGAACCUUUCACCCGUGCGAGUCAAACGCACCCGCAGGGAAGCUGCAAACACAGGCCAAAGGAAAUUGAAAGUGAAUUUGGAGGGACAGCAAAACCUUCAUCUCGGACAUUACUUUGAAGGGCUUCUUCGGGACUUGAGCGCCUCAUGCGGGAUCAUGAAACAUUAGAGGUCUAGAGCUCAACUGUCAAGACUUGUCAGUUCUCCAGCUACUGAACUCUUUGGUAAGAACAUUCAGGUGGGAUCUCCACAUAGUUGCUGUAAUUGCUAAAAUCCAUCUCUCUACAGUGUGUUUGACUGAUGGCAAGAUAACUGUAGUGGCUGACUUGUCUCUGGCCAUCACAAGUGGGAGGAGUUUCUGCUAGAACCAACCUGGUAGACAAACUGUGGGCCCAAAGAUGAUCAGCACUAGGACUCUCUUCUCUUUUCCAAUCAACAGCUGUGGAUCCACAGUCAAGGUACUACUGCUUACAACUGCUGUUGAACUAAUUCAGAAAAUUACAUUUACAUCUGGCCACUUGGGGGUGGCAGUGGCUCAGAGGUAGAGUGGGGUCAGCCUUCAACCACAAGGUGGCUCCUCUGGCCACAUGUCACUAAACCCCCAAGUUGCUCCCCCCAUGUUGCUGUCCACUGCUACUAAUACCUAGGAUGGGUUAAUUGCAAUGAUUUCACACUUCUCCAGCUUUGCAAGGAGUGUAAUACAUAUGGAAAUAAAAAAAUGUUUUGCUGAUUACAGGUAUAUUUUAAACCAAUCUAUUUUGUCUAUUUACCCCUCAGCUACUUGUAAUUCCAGAAAUUCCCUUUUCUUGCAGGGUGACAAUGCUGUGUACAUAUCCUUUGGCUGGACUGUUAGUGUCUUCUCGGUAUACAGGUUUAACCCUUGUGUUGUCUUUGAGUCAAAUUGACCCGUUUUCAAUUUUUGUUUUAUAUCAGAAAAAACAGGAUGUAGAAAUAAGCGCUGAAAAUGUGUCAAAUGUUUGUUUUUGUUUUUCCCAAGGUUGACGGAAGGACAACCCAAGGGUUAAGUCUUACCAGGGCUGUGCAUUUAAUCGUGAUUAUGAUUUCGGCUCCCAAUGAUCACAAAAACAGAAUAAUCGAAACAAUUAUUUAGCUCAUUACGUUUUGCAAGUAAACUUAUUUUCUUGUGUUCUGAAUGAAAAAAUAGUUUCAAUAGGAAAGGUAUUAAGGCAAAGUUCACAGUUGUAUGUGUUUUUUUC
Messenger RNA from Perca flavescens (yellow perch), 3501 nucleotides. RefSeq lists its product as uncharacterized. The transcript is spliced from 19 exons. Lineage: Eukaryota; Metazoa; Chordata; Actinopteri; Perciformes; Percidae. The coding region runs from base 186 to 2453 and encodes 755 amino acids. The record is from RefSeq and is a predicted model, not a curated record.